CUGGCCUUCGGAGCGGACAGGCCGUGGCGGAGCCGCGGGGACCCCGGGAGCUGCGGGGACCCCGGGAGCCACGAUCCGGAGCGCGCGGCCCGCCCCACCCCUGGUGGGGGUUACGCGACUGCGGAGGGGGUGCGGGGAGGAGGCUGUGUGGUUCCCGCGGCCAAAGCCGCGCUGGGAGGCGAAGUGCGCGGGCCGAGCGCGGCUCGGGCGACGGCGGAAGCCUUAGGGGCCACUUGAAUGGAGGCCGAGGGCUUCGUUGGCAGCCGCCAUGUUCAACCAGCAGCAGCAGCAGCAGCUCCAGCAGCUCCAGCAGCAGCAGUUGCUGCAGCUCCAGCAGCUGCUCCAGCAGUCCCCACCGCAGGCCGCACUGCCCAUGGCCGUCAGCAGCACACAGGGGGCUCCCCCAGCAGCAGCCACAGCAGCAGCUCCUGAAUCUCCAGGGCACCAACUCAGCCUCCCUCCUCAACGGCUCUGUGCUGCAGAGAGCUUUGCUUCUGCAGCAGUUGCAAGGACUGGACCAGUUUGCAAUGCCACCAGCCACGUAUGACAGUGCCGGUCUCACCAUGCCCACGGCAACAUUGGGUAACCUCCGUGGCUACAACCUGGCAACCCCAAACCUGACAGCUCCCAGCCUCACACCCCCGCAGCUGGCCACCCCAAAUCUACAGCAGUUCUUUCCCCAGGCCACUCGGCAGUCCCUGCUGGGCCCUCCUCCUGUUGGGGUCCCCAUAAACCCCUCCCAGCUCAACCUUUCAGGGCGGAACACCCAGAAACAGGCCCGGACCUCCUCUACAACCCCCAAUCGCAAGGAUUCUUCUUCUCAGACGAUGCCUGUGGAGGACAAGUCGGACCCCCCAGAGGGGUCUGAGGAAGCCGCAGAGCCCCGAACAGACACACCUGAAGACCAAGAAUCUCCCCACUGCCCAGAUGGCAUCACUAAGGAGAAACGCGCUGCAGCAUCUGAGCCUGAGUCUUGUGCAGCGUCUGAGCCACCAGCUAAAAGGUCAAAGAGCUCAGAGGAGCCCACAGAGAAGGGGACCCCAGGGCAGCUGCAGGCAAAGGUCCAGCCACAGGCCCGGUUGAUGGCACCAAAGCAGACACAGACAACCGAGCUGCUGCCUGAGUCACUGGAAGCUCGAGUGCUGCCACGAUUUCAGCCACGAGUUCUGCAGAUCCAAGCCCAGGUGCCGCCACAGACUCAGCCACAGACUCAGCCACAGAUGCUACCAUUGAAGGCCCAGGUGCAGCCAAAGCUGCAGAAGCAGGCACAGACACAGACUUCUCCAGAGCACUUAGUACUGCAACAGGAGCAGCUGCAGCUGCAGAAGGAGGCAGAGUCACAGAAACAGGUGCAGCCACAGGCACAUUCACAGUCCCCAAGGCAGGUGCAGCCACUGCUGCAGAAGCAGGCACAGACGCAGACAUAUCCACAGGUCCAGACAGAGGCUCAGCCGAGGGUCCAGCCGCUGGAGCUACCACUGGAGCAACCUCCAGUGCAGUUGCCAGUACAGCCACUGGAGCCAAACCAGAGACAGCCUCAGACUCAGCCACAGGUGUCGGUGCCAGCACUGGAGAAAGCCCCAGUUCCGGUUCACUCUGCAGUGCUGGAGACGCCGCCCGAUACGGUGGAAGCUGGAGCAGGCCUGGAGGAGGCCUCGCCGGAGCCAGUGGGCGCCCAGGUUGGCCUGGAGGAGAGCCAGGAAGAGUUGACCAGUGGCCUGGAUGUGGGAGAAUGUGAAAAAAGAGCAAGAGAGAUGCUGGGGGUGUGGGGUGCCGGGGGCUCCCUGAAGGUCACCAUCCUGCAGAGCAGUGACAGCCGGGCCUUUAGCACCGUACCCCUCACGCCUGGGCCCUGGUCCGGAGACUCUACCUCUGCUACCCCUGUGGCGGCCAGCAUGCCCUCCAAGCAGGCCCUUCAGUUCUUCUGCUACAUCUGCAAGGCCGGCUGCAGCAGCCAGCAGGAGUUCCAGGACCACAUGUUGGGGGCCCAGCACCAGCAGCGGCUCGGAGAGAUCCAGCACAUGAGCCAAGCCUGCCUCCUGUCCCUGCUGCCUGUGCCCCGGGACGUCCUGGAGCGAGAGGACGAAGAGCCUCCACCCAGGCGCUGGUGCAACACCUGCCAGCUCUACUACAUGGGGGACCUGAUCCAGCACCGGAGGACACAGGACCAUAAGAUCGCCAAACAGUCCCUGCGGCCUUUCUGCACUGUUUGCAACCGCUACUUCAAGACCCCCCGCAAGUUUGUGGAACAUGUGAAGUCCCAGGGGCAUAAGGACAAAGCCAAGGAGCUGAAGAUGCUCGAGAAAGAGAUUGCCAGCCAAGAUGAGGACCACUUCAUCACGGUGGACGCCGUGGGCUGCUUUGAGGGCGAUGAAGAAGAGGAGGAGGACGACGAUGACGAAGAAGAGAUCGAGGUUGAGGAGGAGUUCUGCAAGCAGGUGCGAUCCAGAGAUAUAUCCAUAGAGGAGUGGAAAGGCUCGGAGACCUACAGCCCCAACAUGGCAUACGGUGUGGACUUCCUGGUGCCCGUGAUGGGCUACAUCUGCCGCAUCUGUCACAAAUUCUACCACAGCAACUCAGGGGCGCAGCUCUCCCACUGCAAGUCCCUGGCCCACUUUGAGAACCUGCAGAAAUAUAAGAAGGCCAAGAACCCCAGCCCCACCACCAGGCCCGUGAGCCGCCGGUGUGCAAUCAACGCCCGGAACGCCCUGACUGCUCUGUUCACCUCCGGUGGCCGCACACCCACGCAGUCCAGCACCCAGGACACAGCCAAAACCCCCAGCAAGGUGACAGCCCAACCCGCUCAGCACCCACUACCCCGGCGCUCAAGCCGCCUCAAAACCUGACGGAGGGAGUGGCCCACAGCUGCCCCGUCUGGGUCCAGAUCUGCUACGCUUUUUAGGAGUCUGUGUGGAGACUGUGACAUGGUUGGUGUUUUUACUCAAAAUCCAAUAAAAGAAGGUAGUUUGGCUGCACAGUCCCCAGCA
Physeter macrocephalus (sperm whale) is the source of this 2987-nucleotide messenger RNA. It is a transcript of the gene CIZ1, whose product is annotated as CDKN1A interacting zinc finger protein 1. Bases 528 to 2846 code for a protein of 772 amino acids. The transcript is spliced from 17 exons. Gene Ontology annotation, cellular component: nucleus. The record is from RefSeq and is a predicted model, not a curated record. Gene Ontology annotation, molecular function: zinc ion binding; nucleic acid binding. Lineage: Eukaryota; Metazoa; Chordata; Mammalia; Artiodactyla; Physeteridae.